UGAUAUUUGAUUUGUCGUUAGAAAUCAUCAAGUUAAAAAAAUGAGUCGAAAUAAUUGUCGAAGUCUCGCCAAACAAUUGAAAAACUUUUUGAACAAAGAAAAUGUGGAAAUGAUUGAAAAUCUUUCAAAAGAAACGAAAGGCCAUGGAAAAGAAGAUCGACCAAUAAAAACCCGAGAGCGUUCGGUAUUGAAGCGGCGAGAGGAUAGGUCGCUCGAUCGAUACAUGUCAUUUGCACCAAAAAAUCGCAAUUCAAAGCUGAGAUCAUUGAUUCGAAAUGGUUUCAUUGGUAUUAUUGUCCCCUUGUUCUUUGUGACGGCUUAUAUUUUUGGCGUUAUUGAUGGUUUCACUGGCGAACGUUAUCCAUUCAGUUGGCUUAUAAAUUACUAUCCGAAAAUUUAUUAUUGAUUUUGUAAGCCAAGCUAAAAUAAAAAACACCUUCGAA
Contarinia nasturtii (swede midge) is the source of this 443-nucleotide messenger RNA. RefSeq lists its product as uncharacterized. NCBI's taxonomy places the organism in Eukaryota, Metazoa, Arthropoda, Insecta, Diptera, Cecidomyiidae. The transcript has 2 exons. The record is from RefSeq and is a predicted model, not a curated record. The coding region runs from base 41 to 406 and encodes 121 amino acids.